This is a messenger RNA of Sitodiplosis mosellana (orange wheat blossom midge), 1986 nucleotides long. RefSeq lists its product as uncharacterized. Gene Ontology annotation, cellular component: nucleosome. The transcript has 4 exons. Bases 1462 to 1812 code for a protein of 116 amino acids. Gene Ontology annotation, molecular function: structural constituent of chromatin; DNA binding; protein heterodimerization activity. NCBI's taxonomy places the organism in Eukaryota, Metazoa, Arthropoda, Insecta, Diptera, Cecidomyiidae. The record is from RefSeq and is a predicted model, not a curated record.
AGUUCACAUAUUUUGUCGCACUGUAUCGAAGAUAGCUAACCUACCCUUUAAUUUCGUAACUUUAUGCAAACUAAAAUUCGAUUAAAUUAUUUUGCGAGAUAUUUUAACACAUUUUUUGGGACUUGUGUAUGCAAUGUGCGCCAAAGUUCGGUCUAUCGCUAAAAUACAGCCAGUAAAAAGAUUUUCUCCAACGGCCUACAGUAAUAAAAGCACUGAUAGCUCACUACAAUCCAAUCGCAAAAUCUUAAUUCAUCAGACCACUAUACACCGACGUCAAACUAGAAACCAAUCUGAUUCGAAGAAGCUGAUAAGUUGCGUCGCAAAGGAAUCGGUGAACUUACAAAACACCAAGAAAUUGUCCAUUUCCCAAAUACUACCGCAACAAAAUGUUGAAUCAGAGGCCGGCACUCUAUCAAACAAUGUGGUCGAUACAGAUGACGAUUGUGAGAUUGAUUACCUUGUAAGACCACCAUCAGUGGGGCCAAGUGACUCAAAUGAGGAAACUGACGGCGAUGAAACUGAUGACAGCACCAAAAAUCAAAGUGACCGGGCAUUAAUUGCGAACAAUUGCAAGAACUGACCAAAAUCAAUGGGCACUCAGACAUGGACACAGGCUGUGAUGCGAAAAACACAUCCGGAUUAGAAAACACAUCCAAUCUGGUUAUUCUGCAGUCAACAUUCAGCAUUCAAAUACGAGGAAAUGGUUUUUUUCUAUUUACAUAAAUAUGUACAUAUAUGAAUCGUUUUAUUGUCUCAAUUCAGUUUGGUGCGUGAAAUUAUGCAACAACAACAAAGACAGGAUUUUCGAAUGCAGUUCACUACUUUGGAAUGUCUACAGGACGCAUCUGAGCAGAUUCUCAUUCAAUACAUCGAAGACAUCAAUUUCUUUUCAGAUUCUCCACAAACAUUGGUCGGAGCACGAAUGAAAUUCAUGGUUAUGAAUUACUAUUUGAAUUUCAUGCAAAACAACGAAUGAACCAAACCAAACAAAACCCAUCUUACGACAAUUCAGUAAAAUAGAUACGAACAUAUUGUGUGAAAAAAUCAUUCAUCUAUAUUCAAAUAUGUCAUUAUUCAUUUAUAUAUUUUGCAUUACUUUGUAAUUGCAAAAAAUGCAUCACAAUGCAAGCUUUGGUGGCUUUUUAGCUGGCCAUUACUUCAAAUUAACAAAUUCAUUCUAAGGAGAAUGAAAUGUAGAAAAAUGAGAAAUAUUUUGCUUAUGUUGAGUUUCAUUCAAAAUGUUAUUGUUUUUGAUCUUGGCGCUUUAACAGGUCAUUAAUGCGCAGUUUCUUUGCUAGAUGGCGUACGGUACUCAUUGCCAAGUUGAUUCGGAGGGAAAUAAUAUUGAUAUAACCAUAAAGAAGUUCAAACUGACUUUCGUUAGCGCCAUUCCCACAGUGUGUUGCGAACAGUAUUUUGUUGCUAUUCACAAGGAAAAAACAUGAUCGUGUCAUAAAGGAAAUGAAGAAACUACAAGCCAGCACAAUGUUGCUGAUUCCAAAGUUACCAUUCCAACGUUUGGUACGUGAAGUUCUGCAGCAAUACAGAUACGACCCUCUACAUGCCGAAUACCCACGUAUACGGCGAUACGCGAUUGAUUUUCGUAUGCAAUCAAGUACAUUAGUAUGUCUACAGGAAGCAGCCGAAAGUUAUUUGGUGCAACUAUUCGAAGGCUGCUAUUUAUGCUGCAACCAUCGUUCUCGUGUCACAUUGACAGAAAAAGAUGUCAAUCUUGUUCUCUUGCUACGCGGUUCGAUUUAUUUCAUCAAAUCCAUUUGCAUUUUUAUGACUCUUUUUGACUCUGGAGCAUAGUUGUGCUAUGCACAGGAGCGCCGACCCCGAAAGCGCAGACCCAGAAAUUAAAAUGAUUAAUUUUGGAAUUGAGUAUGGGUAAUUCCAAAAGUGAAGACCUAAAAAAAGAUCCCCUAUUUUGAGAUUUCAAUCAGUAAAAUUUUCCAUGUAUGGAUAAUCUGGCAAAAUUUGUGC